Messenger RNA from Astrephomene gubernaculifera, 585 nucleotides. NCBI's taxonomy places the organism in Eukaryota, Viridiplantae, Chlorophyta, Chlorophyceae, Chlamydomonadales, Astrephomenaceae. The record is from the annotation of a GenBank genome assembly.
AACCAGGUGGCCAUGAACCCGCACAACACCGUGUUUGACGCCAAGCGGCUGAUCGGCCGCAAGUUCAGUGACCCGGUGGUGCAGGAGGACAUGACGCACUGGCCCUUCAAGGUCGUCCAGGGGCCGGGGGACAAGCCCCUCAUUCAAGUCGAGUACAAGUACGAGACCAAGACCUUCGCCCCCGAGGAGAUCAGCAGCAUGGUGCUGGGCGCCAUGAGGGACACGGCGCAGUCCUUCCUGGGUGCGGACCGGCGUGUGAAGCAGGCGGUCAUCACGGUGCCCGCCUACUUCAACGACUCGCAGCGGCAGGCCACCAAGGAUGCGGGCGCAAUUGCGGGACUGGAGGUGUUGCGUAUCAUCAAUGAGCCCACCGCAGCCGCCAUCGCGUACGGCCUGGACAAGAAGGCCAGUGCGGAGGCCCGGCUGGGUGAGCGGCACGUGCUGAUCUUCGACCUGGGGGGCGGAACCUUCGAUGUGUCGCUGCUGGCUAUCGACGAGGGCAUCUUCGAGGUGAAGGCCACCAGCGGUGACACGCACCUGGGGGGAGAGGACUUCGACAACCGCAUGGUGGCGCACUUUGUAGCG